CGGGUUCCAUCCGACAUUCCGACCCACACCCAAUGGAGGAAGACGAGCAGGCGGCGCAGGCUGAGCCGCCGCCGCAGCAGCAGCAGCAGCAGCAGGAAGGGGACAAGGAGACGGAGACGGAGACGGAGCCGCCCCGGUGCGGGAGGCACCCGUCACAGCUCCUUACCGGCAUCUGCUCCUCCUGCCUCAUGGAGCGCCUCUCCUCCGUGCGCGACCAGCCCGAGGCCGAGAUCGUCGAGGUCGCCGCCGCGGAGCCCGCCGGGGGCUCCGGCGCCGCGGACUCGGGCAACCUGCGGCAGACGCUCAUGCUGCUCUUCCAGCUGGACGACUGCAGCGGCGUCGCGCAUUCGUCACCAGCCAAGGACCCCCAAUCGACGGAGUUUCAGUUCGGCUCUGCAAGGGGGGAUCGAGGGGGCGAGCGGAAGGGGCCCCGGUCGUGGCUCAGGUCCAUUUUGCCCAGGAGAGGGAUGCAGUGGAGGAAUGGGGGCUCCAGCUCCGUGAAGGAGCCCUCGCCGCCGCCGCAGCCGCGGAGGGAGGCGGCGGAUCCGAGAGCCAGCAACGGCGGCGGCGAUGCGCAGGUGGAGCGGAAGCCGAGCUUCCGGCGCUCGUGCGAGUGGAUGGCGUUCCGGGAACCGAGCAGGGGCUCCCUCGAGCCGCCACGCCACUCGUGGGACGGGUCGAUGGUGGGCAGGGCCUUCGCGUGCUCCUUCGCCUGCUUAGAGGAGCCACCGGAUGCGGCGACGAGGGCGGGGAGGAGCAAUGCCGAGGAAGCGGUUGGGGAGGCCCCAGCCGUGGUUGCGGAGAGCACGAAUGGGGGGCACUUAGUUGAUGCAGGUGGCGAUGGGCGGCGUUUCAGGGGAAGGGGUUCUGGUGACACUGGAAUGGAGAUGUCUGUCUCUGGAGUUGGAAGACGGAGGUCCAACAGGUGGAGCAGGGUGUGGGAUCGCAGCAUAACUAGUCCACUCAAGGAAUUUGUGAGGAAGGGGGAGCAUGUUCUUGAGCGGUCCCUGUCAGAGUCCAGGAAGGAAAUCCGGAGGGGUAAAAAUGCGGAAGCAGCAGACAUCAGUGGUGAAAUUCAUUCUGGCCGCAAUGGGCAUGUGUCCGGCAGAGCAAGCCAAGGCAAGAGUCGAAGCUCGCAGGCUGCAUCCAAUGGGGAUGUACAUAAUUUCCGGACCGAUUGGCUUAAGAAUAGCAAGAUUGGCAGAAGCAGAAGUUAUACAUCUCCUGGGAACUUGGACAAUGGGAUGCUGCGGUUUUAUCUGACACCCAUGAGAAGCACAAGAACUGCAAACAGGGCGAGAAGGAGAAGUUCACGUUUGUUUGCAAGAGGGCUUUUUGGUUUCAUAUGAUCAGCUGAAGUAGAAUGUCAGACCAUGCCAUGUGUUUUAGAAGAUGGCAGCAGCCGAAGCAACUUUUCUUUGCAAUCUACUUGGUUUCUAAGGAUUGGCAACAUUGUAAGUUAUUCGACAUAUUCUUUCCCAUAGCAGAUUGUUAAGUCCCAACUUAGGCUCAAGAUGCUUCAGUAUUAGUUGCAGAUUGCAGAAUUGCUGCUCAGUUCUUUUAAGAUGUUUCUUAUAGAUGGAAUCUGGACAAACCUGUGCAGAUUAGUAUCACACUGUAAUUAUUUACGUUGAUAAUAAUAUUUGUAUUAAUUUGUUCAAAGAGUUCUCAAUUCUUUUGUCUUGUUCAAGGUA
Panicum virgatum (switchgrass) is the source of this 1694-nucleotide messenger RNA. RefSeq lists its product as uncharacterized. Bases 33 to 1349 code for a protein of 438 amino acids. The transcript has a single exon. The record is from RefSeq and is a predicted model, not a curated record. NCBI's taxonomy places the organism in Eukaryota, Viridiplantae, Streptophyta, Magnoliopsida, Poales, Poaceae.